AUGGAGAAGCUAGAGGGAGGGCUCUUCUUCAUUGGUCCGGAAAGGACAUUUGAGACUGGAGAGUCGAGGGAAGUCAACCGAGAAGGAAGUGACCAAGUUCACUCCUGGAUACUAAUUACAAGCCAAGCGGUUAGCACAGUCUGGAGAAUAACAAGGGCUUUUGUGAUGAUGGCUGUGUCGCUUCUGACAGCUUCCCUCUGCUACUUCAGAAGGUUGCAUCUGUAUUUAGGACAUCGGCUGAAAUGGUGGAUUGGAUAUCUGCAGAGAAAAUUCAAAAGAAACCUCAGUGUGGAGGCAGAAGUAGAUUUGCUCGGCUAUUGUGCAAGAGAGUGGAAAGGAGAAACACCGCGUGCCAAGCUGAUGAGGAAGGCUUAUGAGGAACUCUUCUGGAGGCACCAUAUCAAAUGUGUUCGGCCAGUGAAGAGAGAUAACUACGAUGCUCUCAGAUCCGUGUUGUUCCAGAUCUUCAGCCAAGGUCUCUCUUUCCCAUCAUGGAUGAAAGAAAAGGACAUUGUGAAGCUUCCUGAAAAACUACUCUUUUCUCAAGGCUGUAACUGGAUCCAGCAAUACAGUUUCGGGCCUGAAAAGUACACAGGUUCCAACGUGUUCGGAAAGUUACGGAAAUGUGUGGAAUUAUUGAAGAUGCGGUGGACUGAGUUUAGUGGGAUGAGAGAUUACCACAAGAGAGGGAGCAUGUGCAACAUACUCUUCUCCGACGCCAUCCUGGAGUAUAAGCUGUACGAAGCUUUGAAGUUCAUCAUGCUCUACCAGGUCACGGAAAUGUACGAGCAGAUGAAGACUAACAAGGUCAUCCCCAGCCUCUUCCGACUCCUGUUUUCCAGGGAGUCGUCAUCAGAUCCUCUGAGCUUCAUGAUGAAUCACCUGAAUUCCAUAGGGGACACCUGUGGAUUGGAACAGAUUGACAUGUUUAUACUUGGGUAUUCCCUGCAAGUAAAGAUCAAAGUGUUCCGACUGUUCAAGUUUAACUCCAGAGACUUUACAGUCUGCUAUCCCGAAGAGCCUCUCAGGGACUGGCCAGAGAUCUCACUGCUGACCGAGAACGACCGCCAGUACCACAUUCCCGUCUUUUAAGUCUGCAGUGGACUGAACAUCAGCUUUUCUCAGUGACAGUGGUUACACUUGCAAGAAGAAUGUUUCUGAAAAACCUACAGUAGCCUUUCAGUCAAGGAGGGCACUAAGACCUACGGGAACCCUGGGUGGAGAGAGCCAGGGUGCUUCGCCGUUCUCCUUCAGUGGUUCCCUCCACAACAGCACACAUUUGGGCUUUGGUUGGUUGGCUUUGUCAAACGAGAUCUGUUGGGGGUCACAGGAUGUUGUG
Molecule: messenger RNA, 1339 nt
Organism: Cricetulus griseus (Chinese hamster)
Lineage: Eukaryota; Metazoa; Chordata; Mammalia; Rodentia; Cricetidae
Source: RefSeq, a predicted model, not a curated record